Messenger RNA from Diospyros lotus (date-plum), 3251 nucleotides. Its product is annotated as sm-like protein LSM1B. NCBI's taxonomy places the organism in Eukaryota, Viridiplantae, Streptophyta, Magnoliopsida, Ericales, Ebenaceae. Bases 604 to 1020 code for a protein of 138 amino acids. Gene Ontology annotation, biological process: deadenylation-dependent decapping of nuclear-transcribed mRNA. The transcript is spliced from 5 exons. The record is from RefSeq and is a predicted model, not a curated record. Gene Ontology annotation, cellular component: P-body; Lsm1-7-Pat1 complex. Gene Ontology annotation, molecular function: RNA cap binding.
CAAAGUGAAAGGGUGCUAUGUGUAAAUAAAUGAAUCUCCGGCUCGCUCAUAAUCCAGUGCCUAUGCAGAGUGUAGACUGUAGAGAGAGCAAAACGAAUCCGUGUUUUGCCAACAACGGGAAGGUCUGGAGGCGUGAGGUCACCGGAAACUCCAAACCCUAGCCGGUCUUGCCUAAUUCAAUUCCCUUCGUUAUUAAUUACUUCCCGGCGUUUCCGCUUCUUUUCUCCCUCUUUUCCCCGCUUUUUCUUUCCUGUUUUCUCUCCAAGGUCUUCCGCUGCGACCGGAUCUGAUUAGUUACAUCAAUCCUGAAGAGAACCCAAAGUCAGUCUUUGUAGUUCUUGGUGUUCUAGGGUUUUGAUGUUGGUCAAAGCUAGGUUCUUUUAGAUCUCAGGAACUGUGCUGUUCGAAGUUUGGUGUUUGCUCAGUAGGGUUUGGGUUAAUUCGAGGCUAUCAGAUGCAGUGUUUUGUUGUUUGUUCGGGCCUAGUUUGCGUUAUUGGGGAGUCUUGUUAAGCAUCAGAGAGAAUCUGAGUUGCCAAUGCCAUUUGUUUCGAUUUUGGAGGCUUUUUCGGCGGCUUUUCAGAUACCGGAAAACUUUGAGAUCAAUGUCUUGGGCAGGACCUGAAGAUAUCCAUCUAUCAACUUCUCUUGCCAGCUAUCUUGAUAAGAAGCUUCUUGUAUUGCUACGAGAUGGUAGAAAGCUGUUGGGAACACUUCGUUCUUUCGAUCAAUUUGCCAAUGCUGUGCUUGAAGGAGCAUGUGAGCGAGUUAUUGUAGGUGAUCUUUAUUGUGACAUUCCAUUAGGUCUGUAUGUAAUCCGUGGGGAGAAUGUUGUUUUAAUCGGUGAGCUGGACUUGGAGAAAGAUGAGCUUCCCCCGCACAUGACUCGUGUUUCACAGUCAGAGAUAAAAAGGGCUUUGGGUUUGGACUAUUUUGACAAAGGGCCGCAUAAUGUAUAUGGAUGCUCUGUCUGUGGAAGCUCUCUUGAAUUCAACAUCAUUGACUUGUGGGUUGUGACAUAAAAAGAGACCUAAUAUUGGGCGCACUUUCUACCCUUCAUAAAGGUGAUCAUGGUAGCUGACUCCCUUCAUGGCUCGUAUAACAAACCACCUACUGCCAUACAUUCUUCAUUUAACUGUUUGGUUACCCUACUUAUUGGCUUGGUUAUUUCAGUUCAUGAUGCUGAACCCCAUUUGGUCAGAACAUUUGUGUUUUUUAUAGGCUAACUAUCUUUACUGAUGUUAUCAUUUAACUUUCUUGCCUAAUUUAGCCUCUUGAUGGUUAAGCAAAAGUACCUCGAACUCCCUUUGUGUCUGUUUGCCAACUGGUUCAUAGCAUUGAAAGGCUACUCUUGGAAACAUAUGUGCAUAUUGAUCCCUUUGUGUUAGGCCUUUGGACUUUGGACUUCCUUGGCUAAUAUGGAGCAUUGUAACAUUCUUCAACUUGGAGACCUUGUCCUUCUGGCCGGUUACAGACCCUGGAUAAAGUUGUGUACCGCACCUAAGUGUUAUCAGUCAUAGUGAUGGAGAAUUCCCUCAAUUGUAAGUUUUGAUCACUACUGCAUUCUUCUUGCAUGUCCACAAGUCCAACUACGUGCUCUGCUUAGUCUUCCACCCUGGAAUAAACUUGAGAGUUAUGGAACAGAUUCUAUAGCAUGUUUUCUAGCUCCACGGAAUAGGGAGGGUGAAGCUCUUGGCAAGGAAGAGCAGGAAUCUGAAUACUGAACUUGUUAAUAUUUAUACAAGGUCUCACCCUCUCCAUGCCUGAUGUGUUGGUGCUAUUCAUGGCAUGGGAAUGCACUGGACAUGCACAAGCACUAUAUGUGUUAGGACAACCAAGCUUCUUUUGGGUUGGGGACUCUGAGUAACUGGGGAACGAACAUGGUUCAUAUAAUGGUUUGUUGCAUUGUCACGAGAAGAGUUUGCAGAGGUGCAGAAGAUAUUAUGGUUGCUUAAGCAAGCAGGCAGGAUGUGUUGGCAAGGCAACUGAAUUUGUUACCUGUUAUGUUGUGGUGCACUAUAAGAGUGAUCCCAUUCUUGGCUGCUCUAUUGUUGUGAUGCUGUGUUUGCUGUCUGCCAGCCAGUGGUUCUUUUCUUUGAAGCCAUGAGGCACAAGAUUAUUGCUCCGCAGAGCGAUUGGCAAAAAAUAUGUUUUACUUUGGUUUUGGAAGGAGCUAAUUUACUGUCUAGAAGUGCUUGGCAUGGUUGAGGGUAGGUGAAAGGCAAAGCAGCACGAUCCUAUAUAAAGGAGGAGAGAAGCAAAAGUAUAAAGCAGAGAGAAUGUGAAUGGGGUUAAACUACUAUGUGGAUAAGUCUUAUCCUAUAUAGCUAACCUCAUCAGGAUUAGGAUUAGAUAAUGACAAGGUUGUCUUCUACAAGUAAAUUAGCCUCUUGACAUUUAGCAUGCAUUAGAAUGAUCAUGUUGAGGCAAACGUCUUCUACAUUUCCUGUGGUGCAAUAUAGUAAACAAUUUUGAUUUUGUAGCCUUACCUCCAGAACUGGGUUUUCAGUAAUUAAUUUUAAGCAAACCACUAUAUUGAAGGUAUAUUCUUCUAUGCAUUAACCUGAUGUCCAGAUUCUGUCCUGCUUCCCUGAUCUUGUUUGAGUUUGACCUGAACAUGCAUUAUGAUAGUAAUUUGAUGCAUAAAUCUCACAUGGCUGAGAGAUGGAGACCCGCCUUUGGAUACCUCAUGUGGAAUAUCCUUUUGGAGACACAUCCAAAGACUCUUGGUAUAUAUCUUUGCGUGCAUCACUUAACAGGCAAACCAUUUGGCAUGUAUGUUCCUACAAUAAACUUGAAGACUAUAUCCCUCUGUUCAGUGGUGGAGUUGGUGAAUGAAUCCUCUUCCAGGGUUAAGUUUCAGGCCUGGUUGUGGUAAACAAGAAUUGCCAGAACUCUGGAAGUGGACCUGAAAUUAAUCCUAGAAAGACACACAUGAAAAUAAAUAGCUUUUGAUGUUGUGUUUGUAUUAUGAACUCAAUUCUUACAAAUGCCAUUUAUCGCUGUGGUGCGUAAGUGGUUGCCAUGCAAAUUAGGUGAUUGACACCAUCAAUUUCCUCAAUCAAAUAACAAAGAACAUUUGCAAAUACUUCUAUCAGCACAGCAACCUGUCUUUUGCAUUUUUGUACUUUCCUGAGCUACCUGCUAUCCGUGUUCAAAGCUGGUACAGGAUUUUCUUUGCAUGUAAGAUUGCUUUAGGUGAUUUCAGAAAUUAUUAAGCAUUUGUGAUGUAACUAGUGUUAAUUCCCCAUUG